GUUGACGUGGGCACUGAGUCUGUUCCGAUCCAUAUUUCCGCGGAUAAGAACAAGAAGAUGGUCGCCACAGAAAUUGCAUGCAAGAAGCUGCAGAGGUGUCUCGCUGACCGUGGCAUCCGCACUUUCCUCGACAAGGAUAAUGGUCAACUCAUGGCCAAGUGGGAGCCCCUGGUACGAGUGCUCCCAUUACCUGCGAGCAGAACGCCGAAAGUGGAAUGGAACCUAUCUGCACUGGCCGACAAUUGCUUGUCCAGGGAGGAGGCCAACGAGCUGGUUCGCCAGGACCCACGCGUUCGAGCCAAGGGUAAGAGCUUUGUCGCUGGUCGGGUUCUUCUGGUCACUAUCCAUAAUUCAGUGGUCGACUUCACCAUCUACCACUGGAACGUGCACAAUUUUGCCAUCGACGCCGCUGGUCUGAAGGAGAUCCAAGCAUGUAUAAAAUCUCAGCUUCGGCGAGUGCGCGAUGAGCCGAUGAAGUACACGGUGAUCCUCACGGGCGACUUCAACAUUCCUGCGAAGCCCAUCGAGCACCAUCGGGGAGAGGACCACGACGGCCACCUGCACACCACCUUCUGGGCCAUGUUCUCCGAGUCCGUCCUCUUCUUCAGCUUCGUCUCCUGCAUCCUCCCAACCACUUGCAGCUUCCUCCAGUACCGCGCCGACGAGGGCUUCACAGGGGAGGCAG
This is a messenger RNA of Prorocentrum cordatum, 685 nucleotides long. The record is from the annotation of a GenBank genome assembly. NCBI's taxonomy places the organism in Eukaryota, Dinophyceae, Prorocentrales, Prorocentraceae.